GGUUUCGCAACAACAAACAUGUUCACUGAGGUCGAGCAGCAGUGGUGCUAGAAGAGCACAAAAUAUAUAUUAUUUAGAAGUCCCCUCCUAGAAUUUAUAAAUGAAAGAUCCUCUCCGUAUAUCAACCUUCCAGGAUAACUGAACCAUCUUUCUACGUUGACAUUGAGUGGUACAGGGUGGUACUUGCACUGAUGCUUGACUUUUGACAGACGUCAGUAGAUUCCUCCCCCAGUCCAGAUCUCUGGUUGGUGCUUCUCUAACAUCGGCAGCAGCCACUCUCAGAGCCCAGUGCCCCAAACUAUGGUGCGUCACAGUAAACUGCAGAAGCAGGUGUUGUCUCUAUAUCGACAGUUCCUCCGAGCUGGCCAGGACAAGCCAGGCUUCUUACCCAGAAUACGGGAUGAAUUUCGAGAAAACUCCCGCCUCAAAAAGACUGAUGUCAUGCACAUAGAAUACCUUUACAGGCGUGGGGAACGGCAGCUGGAACAACUGAAAGAUGUGAAUACAAAGCAGCUAGGAACUUUCUCUAAAUCAAGAGAGACCUGACCAAUAUAUUUAUUUUACUGUAUCAUACCUCUAUAUUGUUUGUAAGCAAUUGUCAGUGCUGUAUAAAAUAAUGAUGACUUGUGAAGAGUAUUCAGCUUUGGGAUAGAGCAUAUUGGAUGCUCUUAUCGUUCAGAUACACUUUGUCAAACUUCAAUUGCAUUUAUUUUCAGAAUAAACAUGAUAUAUGAU
Osmerus eperlanus (European smelt) is the source of this 735-nucleotide messenger RNA. It is a transcript of the gene sdhaf1, whose product is annotated as succinate dehydrogenase complex assembly factor 1. Gene Ontology annotation, biological process: mitochondrial respiratory chain complex II assembly. The record is from RefSeq and is a predicted model, not a curated record. Gene Ontology annotation, cellular component: mitochondrion. The transcript has 2 exons. NCBI's taxonomy places the organism in Eukaryota, Metazoa, Chordata, Actinopteri, Osmeriformes, Osmeridae. The coding region runs from base 301 to 546 and encodes 81 amino acids.